This is a messenger RNA of Gekko japonicus, 580 nucleotides long. RefSeq names its product phosphopantothenoylcysteine decarboxylase-like. NCBI's taxonomy places the organism in Eukaryota, Metazoa, Chordata, Lepidosauria, Squamata, Gekkonidae. The coding region runs from base 113 to 580 and encodes 155 amino acids. The record is from RefSeq and is a predicted model, not a curated record. Gene Ontology annotation, molecular function: phosphopantothenoylcysteine decarboxylase activity; FMN binding. The transcript is spliced from 4 exons. Gene Ontology annotation, cellular component: phosphopantothenoylcysteine decarboxylase complex. Gene Ontology annotation, biological process: coenzyme A biosynthetic process.
CGGAGUCCAGCAGGGUCGCGCUGGGUGACGUAACAGCACACGUGACUGUGGCGCUGUUUUGGGGAAAACUGGAGGCACGUUGUGGGGAAUGUGAUUGCUACCUAAAACGACGAUGAAUCUCGCGGCGCCUUUGCAGCCGCAGUCUCCUGCUGUCGCCAUGCAAAAGAACAUCCACGUCCUCGUGGGGGUGACCGGAAGCGUGGCUGCCUUAAAACUGCCGCUUCUCGUAACGGAGCUUCUGAAGAUCCCCAGACUGUGGAAAGGGCGCACGGACCCUGUCCUGCACAUUGACCUGAGGCGCUGGGCGGACCUCAUGGUGGUGGCCCCUCUGGACGCAAACACCCUGGCCAAGAUCGCCAACGGCAUCUGCGACAACUUGCUGACCUGCGUUGUUCGUGCCUGGGAUCUCAGCAAGCCACUGCUGUUCUGUCCCGCCAUGAACACAGCCAUGUGGGAGCACCCAAUCACAGCGCGGCAAAUCGAGCAGCUCGUGAGCUUCGGCUACACAGAGAUCCCUUGCAUCGUGAAGAAACUGGUUUGCGGAGAUGAAGGUCAGUUAUGUUGGCUGUUGCCUCCCUAA